CAUUUAAAGCUUUAACUCUUCCCCACAAAAAAAGCACUGGUGCAGUCUGGGUUGGGUCUUUAUUGCGCGCUGCUUACUGGUAGUGUUCUCUGUGUACAUGGUACAGUGAUACCCUGUACAUUUUCACCCCACUUUGCGCACAAGGAGAGCCCAUGUCUUUCCUAUAGACAUGAUGAGCUUUGUGUAUUCAAGGAUUUGCCUUUUUCUGGUUGUCUCUGUGACUCAGGUUUUUAUUGUGAAAUGCCAGGACGGAAACAGUGGAGAUGACUUGGGCUGCACGGUUGACGGCCAGGUGUACACCAACCGAGACAUUUGGAAACCGGAGCCAUGUCGGAUCUGCGUGUGCGACAACGGCGCCGUCCUGUGUGACGAGAUCCAGUGCGAUGAGCUGUCCAACUGUGAGAAAGUGAUCAUCCCCGAGGGCGAGUGCUGUCCCAUCUGUCAGAGCGAGGGCAGCACAGACACCAGUGGCAAUGGCAGACCCGAUGGUGGCAGAGUCUACAGGGGUCAGAAAGGAGAACCUGGAGAUGUACCACAGGUGACUGGGAUCAGAGGUCGUCCUGGGCCUAUGGGGCCUCCCGGAUCUCCAGGAUUCAGAGGGGACCGAGGCCAGAAAGGAAGACCUGGGCUGCGUGGAUCUGCAGGAUAUGACGGAGAGCCUGGUGUGCCUGGAAACCCAGGAGAACCAGGGCCUGCAGGAAACCAGGGUCCACCAGGAGGACUGGGAGCUCAGAUGGCUGGAGGAUUUGGGGAUGAGAAAUCAGCCGGCCAAAUGGCCAUGAUGCCAGGAACUAGGGGAGAGGCAGGAGCAAGAGGACCUCCUGGGCCAAAUGGAAACCCUGGCCAUUCUGGACCGCAAGGACCCCAUGGGGAAGUUGGUGAUCCAGGUCACAUGGGUCAAUCUGGACAAAGGGGACCUGAAGGGCCACCAGGAAAGCCGGGUGAAGACGGAGAAGCAGGGAAAGCUGGAAAUUCAGGAGAGAUGGGAUUCCCUGGAUCAGCGGGAGCUCGAGGAUUUCCAGGGACACCUGGGCCUCCGGGAUUGAAAGGCCAUAGAGGUCACACAGGUCCAAUGGGUCUAAGAGGAGAAACUGGAACUGUAGGAUCCAAGGGAGCAUUAGGUCCCACUGGUCCAAUUGGCACACCUGGCCCUAUGGGCCCUAGAGGCAUGCCUGGGGAGAGAGGACGCUUAGGAGCUAAUGGAAUACCGGGUAUGAAAGGUCCUCCUGGCAACAUUGGCAAACCAGGUCCGAUGGGUCCAUUAGGUAUCAAUGGUCCCCCAGGAUAUCCAGGAAUUCCAGGAAUGAAGGGCCAACCAGGUGCCACAGGAGUGCGGGGCCCCGAGGGGCAACAGGGCCAGAGGGGUGAGACAGGACACCAAGGCAGGGCAGGGGCAAUUGGCCUACAAGGUCCUUCAGGAACUGACGGUGGCCCAGGUACUAAGGGUCCAGUGGGUACCAUGGGUGUGCAGGGUCCCGGGGGUCACCUCGGACCCCACGGUCCACCUGGACCUCAGGGAAGCACUGGACAGCCUGGGAUCAAAGGUCAACUGGGAGAUGUUGGUGUUCCUGGGUACAAAGGAGAGGGCGGACCCAAAGGAGAACCUGGUCCCCCUGGUUCCCAAGGAGUGAUUGGGCCCCAGGGUGAGGAGGGAAAAAGAGGAAAUCGCGGUGACUCUGGUUCAUUAGGACCACUGGGUCCUGUUGGUGAGAGGGGGUCUCCUGGUAACCGAGGUUUUCCCGGUGCUGAUGGAUUACCUGGACCUAAGGGUGCUCAAGGAGAUCGUGGAACAUCUGGCAUAUCUGGGCCUAAAGGUUCAGGAGGCGAUCCAGGGCGCACUGGCGAACCAGGCCUCCCAGGCGCAAGGGGUCUGACAGGUACCCCAGGAGUCCAGGGAGCCGAGGGCAAGCCAGGACCACUGGGCCCAGCAGGAGAAGAUGGCCGCCCAGGACCAGCAGGAUCUAUUGGAACCAGAGGUCCUGCAGGAACCAUGGGAACACCUGGACCAAAGGGCUUUAACGGAGAUCCAGGGAAAACAGGUGAACAAGGAUCUCCGGGAGUGGCAGGACAAAGAGGUCCUCCUGGGAAAGAUGGGGAGGUUGGCCCUGCAGGUCCCGCUGGACCUUCGGGUGUUGCUGGUGACAGAGGAGAACAGGGACCUCCCGGAGUGAACGGCUUCCAGGGAUUACCUGGACCACCAGGCCCCCCUGGAGAGUCAGGAAAACCAGGUGAUCUGGGUAUCCCCGGAGAAGGAGGUGCUGUGGGUCAAAUUGGACCAAGGGGAGAACGUGGAAUCCCAGGAGAGAGAGGAGAACUCGGACCUCACGGUUUAGCUGGACCCAAAGGAAUCCCCGGAGCACCAGGACCCGAUGGACCAAAGGGUAGUCCUGGUCCUCACGGUGGAAUUGGUGACCUAGGACCUCCUGGUCUUCAGGGGAUGCCUGGUGAGAGAGGGAUCUCUGGUCCUCCUGGGCCUAAAGGUGACAGAGGAACCGGUGGAGAGAAGGGAUCAGAAGGUACACCUGGAAAUGAUGGCGCAAGAGGUCUUCCUGGUCCUCUCGGCCCACCCGGACCCCAUGGACCCAGCGGUGAAAAGGGAGAAGCUGGACCUAAAGGCCCUCCCGGACCUCAUGGAUCAAGAGCGAUGCCUGGAAACCGUGGUGAACCUGGUCCUAUUGGUCCUGUUGGGUUUGGUGGGCCACCCGGUCCUGAUGGGCAACCAGGAGUCAAGGGGGAGCUCGGAGAGCCAGGUCAGAAGGGUGACGCUGGUUCUCCAGGGCCUCAGGGCUUAUCUGGAUCCCACGGACCUCCUGGUAUUGUUGGUGUGGCUGGACUGAAGGGCGGCAGAGGAACCCAAGGUGCACCUGGCCCCACUGGUUUUCCUGGAUCUGCAGGCAGGGUUGGACCACCAGGCUCAACUGGUCCCAUUGGAGAGGCCGGACCCCUUGGUCCCCCAGGGAAGGAGGGUCCUCCUGGCCUUCGUGGAGAGAACGGAUCCCCUGGAAGACAAGGAGAAAGAGGCCCCCCAGGACCAGCCGGAGGCCCAGGAGACAAGGGAGACUCUGGGGAGGACGGACCCACGGGUCCUGAUGGGCCUCCAGGUCCCGCCGGAACAACAGGACAGAGAGGCAUUGUGGGUCUUCCUGGUCAGAGGGGAGAGCGUGGAAUGCUGGGACUUCCAGGACCAGCGGGUCCUCCAGGGAAACAGGGGACUGCAGGACCAGGGGGAGACAAAGGCCCCUCUGGCCCGGUCGGUUCUCCUGGUGCCAACGGACCCCGUGGCGAUCCUGGUCCCGAUGGUCCUGCUGGAUCUGAUGGGCCGCCAGGCAAAGUUGGAGUCAUUGGUCAAAGGGGAGAGAGAGGGGACCAUGGUCCAGAGGGACUGAUCGGGACCCCGGGACAACCUGGAACUCCGGGUCCAGUUGGUGCCACCGGUGGUUCUGGAAAGAGAGGAGACGCUGGUUCCAGAGGACCAAAUGGUCCCCCCGGUUCAACAGGAAAGAGAGGGUUAACGGGACCACAAGGACCCAGAGGUGAUAAGGGUGACCUGGGAGACCACGGAGACAGAGGACAGAAGGGACACAGGGGAUUCACCGGUUUACAAGGUUUACCCGGACCACCGGGUACAACAGGAGAGCAGGGAGCAUCAGGAAUCGUCGGACCAAGUGGACAAAGAGGACCCUCUGGACCAGUUGGACCACCAGGAAAAGAAGGGUACAUCGGCCAGCCUGGACCAAUGGGACCUCCUGGAACACGUGGAAUUAGCGGCGAAAUCGGACCUGAGGGACCUCCUGGAGAGCCAGGCCCCACUGGUCUCCCUGGCCCUCCCGGCCCCCCCACAGCUGCCAUGGAUGACCUGUUUGGCGCCAUGCAAGACUACGAUGGCGGCCCCCUUCCCCCUCCCGAAUUCAAUGAGGAUGAGGCUUUGCCCAACAGCAAUGCCACCCAGCAGCUGGACCCAGGUGUCCAGGCCACUCUGAAGGCCCUCAGCAGCCAAAUCGACAGCAUGAAAAGUCCCGACGGCAGCAGGAAGCACCCGGCUAGGACCUGUGAGGACUUGAAGCAGUGCUACCCACUGAAGAAAAGCGGUGAAUACUGGGUCGAUCCAAACCAAGGAAGCUCAGAGGAUGCUAUCAAAGUACAUUGUAAUAUGGAGACGGGAGAGACUUGCAUCUCGGCCAAUCCUGCCAGCAUACCUCGCAAAGUGUGGUGGAGCACCUCAAGGAAUAAGCCUGUGUGGUUUGGAGCGGACAUCAAUAGAGGACAGCAAUUCACCUACGGUAACAAAGACCAGCCGGCCAACUCUGUCACGGUUCAGAUGACGUUCAUUCGUCUGCUCUCCAAAGAGGCUUCUCAGACCAUCACCUACCACUGCAAGAACACAGUGGGCUACAAGGACGAGUCGACUGGGAACCUGAAGAAAGCUGUCAUCCUCAAGGGGUCCAAUGACCUGGAGCUCAAAGCAGAGGGAAACAGCCGCUUCAGAUACACCGUGGUGGAGGACAGUUGUGGACAAUCCAAUGGUAACUGGGGCAAGACCGUGUUUGAGUACAGGACACAGAAAACAGCCAGACUUCCCAUCAUGGAUAUGGCCCCUGUGGACAUUGGUGGUUCAGAUCAGGAGUUUGGUAUCGAUAUUGGCCCUGUUUGCUUCCUUUAAAUUCCAACAACAACAGGAACGCAUUGAAGACAAUCCUGAGACUCUUGAACUAUCAGCUGACGCGAUCAGCCUUGUACAUACAAGUACUGCGGACUAUUCUCGCCUCGUGGCAAGAUAUUUAUUGUGCCUUUCCAACCAUUCCCCAUCGUAGUUGAUAUGUUUUCGCCCUGUGUAUGUUAGAUGAAUGUUUGGGGGAAACAAAGAACAAGUAAGCAACAUUUAGAAACUUUGCUUGCAUUUGACAAAUACAUUAUGUAAGGGAUAAUCAACGAGGGGCUAUGGGUUCUCUGGAAAAUAAUGAACAAUGUGGAAGGUGUGUUCCAUGAUGGUCUAGCGGAGUGGAACCAGCCUUCCUCUGAGUUGCAUUAUUUUCCAGAGAACGCAUAUAGCUCAGAAUUGAUUAUCCCUAUUAUACCAAGGCUAUAAUUUAACACAUUUACCUCUUGAAAUGUGUUAAAUUGAUGUAGCCAGAAAGUUUACUAGACAGCUACAAUAGUUGCCUUGGUAACCAAACAGACUUGCUAGUUUAGUUAACCAAACCAUCAAUCUUAGCUUGUUAUUAUGAAAAUCAAAUUCAACAAUGCCAAUAGUUCUUUUAAUUAGACUUUUGCUUUCAAAACCUGCUCAAACAUAGAACAUGUAAGAAUGAACUAAAGCCAUUGAAUUCUACCGUGCUGAUAUACCGUGCAUAAUAGAGAAAUAAUGCACGCUCUAGAAUGCCCUUCAAGCCAAUUAGAAAUGAGUAUUCAACAAAUGCCAUGGUAUAAGAACAUGAUAUUUCAUCUAUAUGGUACAAAGAUCCAAUCCAUUGAUACUCUAUUUGAUAUUAUGCAUAAAAGAUGAAAAGCUGCCGUAUGUCCUUGAUCAAUAUGAAUACUUAAAAAAUAUAUAGUCA
This is a messenger RNA of Salvelinus sp. IW2-2015, 5555 nucleotides long. RefSeq names its product collagen alpha-2(V) chain. Lineage: Eukaryota; Metazoa; Chordata; Actinopteri; Salmoniformes; Salmonidae. Gene Ontology annotation, molecular function: protein binding; extracellular matrix structural constituent conferring tensile strength. Gene Ontology annotation, biological process: extracellular matrix organization. The record is from RefSeq and is a predicted model, not a curated record.